Messenger RNA from Octopus sinensis (East Asian common octopus), 866 nucleotides. Its product is annotated as small subunit processome component 20 homolog. The coding region runs from base 149 to 730 and encodes 193 amino acids. The record is from RefSeq and is a predicted model, not a curated record. Gene Ontology annotation, cellular component: 90S preribosome; nucleolus; small-subunit processome. The transcript has 4 exons. Lineage: Eukaryota; Metazoa; Mollusca; Cephalopoda; Octopoda; Octopodidae.
AGAGACAGAGGAAGAGGAGGAUGAAGAGACAGAGGGAGAGGAGGAAGAAGAAGAAGAGGAGGAUGAGGAAGAGGAAGUAGAAAAAGGAGAGGCAAUAGCAGAUGAGGAUAUUGGUGAACCUGUCGGAGUGGAAGGAAAGGAGGAAGAAAUGGAUGUAGAAGAAGAGGAGGAUGAGGAUGAGGAGGAAGAAGACGGAGAAAAAGAGGGUGAGAAGGAAGAUGAAGGUCCCGGAGAGUACAGGGUGUCUCUACCCUGGGUCACACGUAAAAUGAUCCAUGAGGCUCAUUACGAAAACAUUCACAACCCAAGAAGUGUAUUGAAGCGAUCGUAUGUCUUUAAAUGGUUUGCCGCUGUUGCCAUUGAUCUUGGACCGGAACUCCUUGCAGACAUCAUACACAUUGCUCUCCCUGCUCUCCAUCGAGAACUCAAUAACACCAGAAGAAUGCCAGAUCCAAAGUUAAAAGCACUGACCCAAGAAGUGUUGGAACUGUUAAAGAAAACAGUUGGCACCACCGUCUUCUCAGAGAAGUUUGCUCAAGCACAGAAAAUACGGAUGGAGCGAAUUUCCUCCCGUAAACAGAAGAGAGCAGUUGAGGCUGUCACCCGACCAGACAUUUCUUACAAGAGGAAACAGAAGCAGAACAUUGCCAAAGUUGCUGCCAAAAAGAGAAAAGUGGAGAAGAUAAGAACGAUGAAAGUUUUGAAAGGAAAAUUUUCAAGAAAGAGUUGAGAAUGAGAAAAUGGAAACAGUCACACCAUUAUUAUUAUUAUUAUUAUUAUUUUAUUUAAAGAUGACUCUAUUUUUGUAAAUACAUGUAUUAAAGGGGACAUGGGGAGGGGGCAGAAAUAAAACAAUUUCAACCAUC